GAUCAAGCGAUAUAAAGUAUCUACUUCCCACGUGUGAAAAACAUAAAGAAAAACAAUAAUUGUUUUCAUGUUGGAAUUUUUUUCUAUGCAAUUUGUGUAAAAGAGUAUCGACUUCAUUGUGCGUGUUUUUGAAAGCGAGAUGGAUGACGAGAGAUCUGCAACUCCCCAAUCCAUUUCCAGCAACGAUGGAGUAGAAACAAUUGAGUUAACCUUGCCAGAUAAAAUAUCUCCCAAUAGCAACAACAGUCCAUGCUCAGAUAAACAAGAAAGACUUGUGAAGGAGUCAACAAGCAGGUCAGCUAGAGGAAAAAAACGUAAAAAAGCUCUGAAAGAUAGCAAUGCUCCCAAGGCACCUUUAACUGGCUAUGUCCGUUUUCUAAAUGAACAUCGUGAAAAAGUACGACAGGGAAGGCCUGACUUGCCUUUCUAUGAGAUAACAAAAAUUUUGGGAACCAUGUGGAGUCAACUACCACAAGAACAGAAACAGUGUUAUUUGAAUGAAGCAGAAAAAGACAAAGAAAGAUAUAGUAAAGAAUUGGUAGAAUAUCAACAAACUGAUGCUUAUAAAUCAUUUGUUGCAAAACAAGAGAAAGAACGUGAACAAGAAAAUUCAAAUAACCAAAACUCUGCUAGCACUGGGAACAAAUCCCACACAAAUGAUAAAGACAAACAUGUUGAACCUGAGCAUAACAGUGUUAAGACUGAAAAAAAUCUAAAGGAGAGAAAAUCCUUUUCUGUUGAACUUGAAGAAAGCACAUUUGACAUACCAAUCUUUACAGAAGAGUUCCUUAACUACAACAGAAGUUGUGAGGCAGAGCUGCGUAAACUGGGUGAUUUAAGAAAGGCAAACAGUGAUUAUGAAGAACAAAAUGCCAUGUUAAGCAAACACAUAGAUAACAUGAGGACAGCUAUUGAUAAACUAGAAGAUGAAGUGAGAAAAUCAGAAGAAGAAAAAAAGAAACUGCAAAAUAACCUAAUUGAUAUUCAGCAAAUACUGAGUCAAAGUUUAUCCAGUAUAUGUCUACCUCAAGCUAGUUGUUCUCCCAAUGAAGAUACUAUUGAAGAGUUUGUCGAAGAACUGUUAAAAUUAUUUGAGAAUCCUUCUUUAUACGAAGAAAUAAUUUGUCAACUAAAAUCUGCUCUUGGCGAGGUACAAAUACCAGAUUGAAUGCCUUCACUGCGCUGGUGGAAAGUACCAUUGUCUUCUUAAAGAAAGUCGUCUUAAAGGUGCUGUGAAAGGUUUAUUCUUCUAGGUUGAGUUAUCAUUGUAUUUCCAACAAAGUUGAAACAAGGAUAGUUCAAAAUCCACAAUGAUUUAUUAAAACAUAGUCGUCUGUGAGUUGCUACUCAUUUGAGAUGUGCGAUCGAUAUUUUUUUGCUUUUGGAAGGCGUUGCUGUAUUGUCAAAACGUUAUGUAGUGUGGUAUUUAAGAUAAAAACGUUAAGACAAAAUAUUAUGUACAACUUUCUUGCAUUGUCAUAACUACACUUUUUACGUAACAUUGAGAAAGAUAAAAUAUUCUUUAGCAUCUUGAUGACUGUUGCUUCAAACUUUCAAAGGGAAAUUAAUCAAUCUCCUAGAACAAUAUAGAAUAAAAAUUACAAUUGCUCUUA
Messenger RNA from Xenia sp. Carnegie-2017, 1613 nucleotides. RefSeq names its product high mobility group protein 20A-like. NCBI's taxonomy places the organism in Eukaryota, Metazoa, Cnidaria, Anthozoa, Malacalcyonacea, Xeniidae. The transcript has 6 exons. Gene Ontology annotation, cellular component: nucleus. Gene Ontology annotation, biological process: regulation of gene expression. The record is from RefSeq and is a predicted model, not a curated record. Bases 140 to 1168 code for a protein of 342 amino acids.